GAAAAGGGCAAAAAGAGAAAAAAAAUAUCGUAGGAACCUCCGCUGUUCUCCCUCCCUUUCCCCACACCCUCUCUCUGAGCACACUUGAAGCAAAGGAAAAAGGAGGAGAAGAAGAUGGCAUCAGAGGAGCAGGUGAGGGCGUCUCACAUCCUGAUAAAGCACGAGGGGUCGCGGCGGAAGGCCUCCUGGAAGGAUCCCGACGGCCGCAUCAUCUCCGCCACCACCAGGGACGCGGCCGUCCGCCAGCUCCACGCCCUCCGCGACGACAUCCUCGCCGGCAAGGUCCGCUUCGAGGACGUCGCUGCCCGCCACUCCGACUGCAGCUCCGCCAAGCGCGGCGGCGAUCUUGGUUGUUUUGGGAGGGGACAGAUGCAGAAACCCUUUGAAGAAGCUACCUUUGCCCUCAAAGUGGGUGAGAUGAGCAACAUUGUGGACACAGACAGUGGCAUUCAUAUCAUCCUGCGAACUGGUUGAUGACCAGGCAGCCGGCCUUAAGCUUGGGCUUGGCCUUUCCUCGCUAUUUGCAAGCUGAUGCCUUCUGAUUUCUUCUUUCAGAGUUAGGGGCUUUGAUAUCAUUUUAGCGCUGCAAAAUCCUUGAAACUUUUUUCAUAUAAACGUGGUCGAUGCAGACUUUGUGUGCUGAGCGGUCAAUAACAAGAUUUGACACUGAAUUGUUUCCUCUGUAAGCCAUCAACUGUAAACCUUUGUAGAGUAUCUGGAAAUUGUCAAUUUCUUGAUGUUGUUAUUAUAUC
Molecule: messenger RNA, 752 nt
Organism: Phoenix dactylifera (date palm)
Lineage: Eukaryota; Viridiplantae; Streptophyta; Magnoliopsida; Arecales; Arecaceae
Product: peptidyl-prolyl cis-trans isomerase Pin1-like
Cellular component (GO): cytosol; nucleus
Molecular function (GO): peptidyl-prolyl cis-trans isomerase activity
Source: RefSeq, a predicted model, not a curated record